Messenger RNA from Stylophora pistillata, 2356 nucleotides. Its product is annotated as KICSTOR subunit 2. Gene Ontology annotation, cellular component: KICSTOR complex. Gene Ontology annotation, biological process: cellular response to amino acid starvation; protein localization to lysosome; cellular response to glucose starvation. The record is from RefSeq and is a predicted model, not a curated record. NCBI's taxonomy places the organism in Eukaryota, Metazoa, Cnidaria, Anthozoa, Scleractinia, Pocilloporidae.
CAGUUACGAGGCAAUGGCAAUGAUGGGAUCGGCCACAAAUGUUAAAUAUACAGACUUGUCUAACAUGAUUGAUGAGAUCUGUCAAAGACACAGUAAGGGUUUCCAUCAUCCUAUUUUGGAUUCUCUUAAAUCAAGCUUCAGUUAUGAAGUGGAAAUUUUAUCCAAUUUGUUAAAAGCUCAGUGCGACAUGGCAGACUGGAAAUUUCUCCCAUCCCUUCUUCACCUUCAUGAAAGCUAUGUCAAAUUGUCCUCUUGGUGUCAGUUUCUCCCACCAGGAGAGCUAUCAACUUCACUCGCAAGAAAGAAGUCAAUAUUCAGCAGCACUCCAAAGAAACAUGUUGAGGCACCUUUUCUUUAUCAGUGGCUUGGAAAACUGCAGGAUGCAUUAGUUUCAAAGUUCACUCUUUAUUUCUACAACAUACUUGAAAGACAAACCACACCAAUCGACAUGAAGUCAGUUAUUUCACGGGCCAGUGCUGAUUAUGUCGGAAGGAUCAUGGCAUUCAUUCGUCGCUCAGAUGCAUUUAGUGUCAAUAUGUUACUGGAUACUCAUCAGUUGGAGCAGUACCAGGGACAUGGAUACCACCUUCCGUUUGAUAUUAAGGAGAAACCCUCUGGCUUGGGGGCUUUUCCUGCCAUCUUUUCAUUCCCUGGGGACCGGCCUGUAGGGCAUUGGCCAAAUAUCGUGUCUAUACUCCUUGAUAAAGUUCAUGAACUCAACACCAUGGAGAAAAUUGUGUUCUUCUUUGAUAAUCGUGUCCAGAGCACAUAUUUCUUGACCAGAGUGGAUCCGCGCUUGACUCUGGUUGUUAUAUUCAACAGCAAAAGAUCAGAGAAGGACUCUUAUGUUACCACGUUUCUUACAGAAACAGCGACCCUUCUGAGAAACACAAAAGUCUUCGCUAUGCUUAAACAAGGGGGAAAGAAUUGAACAUAGAGAAAUAUCCUCAGUGAAGCUGUACUUCUACCACUUCAAGAAGAAAUGGAGUACAGAAGUUGAAAGAAAAACUGAAAAGAAGACUUGAUAUCACAUGUAGUUAAACAAAACAUUGUUUUAAAAUACCACUAAAGGAGAGACAAUCGAUUUAUUGAAGUAACAAAUUGAUCUUGAAUUUGAAGUAGUGUACAUUUAAUUUUGAUAAGAAAUCUGAGUCCAUUAAAUAGUGAAAAAUGCUCUUCUUCCACCUAAUUAAACCAUUUACCCUGAGCUACCACGUUUGCCUUCAUCUACCCAAAGUUAGCCUCGUUUACCAUGUUAACCCACAUCCACUCUUAGCUACCAAGUUUGCCCACAGCCACGUUCUACCACAUUCAUCAACGUCUACCCGAAGUUAACCUUGUCCCACCAGGACAAAAGACAAAGGUGUCCGGUUCGAUCGCACCAUGGUUAGAUCGCUCCACUCGAAAGUUUGAUAGCUCCAUCAAAUAAGUUACUUCGCUCCCAACUUAAGUUACUUCGCUCCCAACUUAAGUUACUUCGCUCCCAACUUAAGUUACUUCACUCCCAACUUAAGUUACUUCGCUCCCAACUUAAGUACUUCGCUGCAUGUUGUAAUGUGAUGUAUUACUUACAACUGAUCUUUAAAGAUUAUAGGUGAUGAUGUGUCGGGCGACGAUUCGAGUACAUCGCAUUCACUCUUUCCUUCAGAUUAGCCACCGAGCUACCGAUGUAUGAUGUAUAGCGAUGAUGGAAUAAAUGAUCGUGGAAUAAAUCGUAACGUUAUGGUCUGAAGUGUAUGGAAGUGUAUGGAAGUGUAUCGCCUUCACCACAAACUAACUUAUCUACCGAGACUUGCAGGCCAAGAUCUUCGAUCUCUGGGAUCAAAUUAUACGAGUCAAACCAGAAAUCCGCCUGACAGCUACUCAGAGCCUGUUCGUUCCUGAAUGGUCCAGUUUAGAGAGCAGCAGACAACCCAAACAUCACAAACAAACGGCUCCUCUAGGAGCCACCAAAUGAAAUAAAGUAAAUUACCAACAAUGACUAGGAUUGCUUUCGAAACGUCAAACUAAGACCCGAGCGAGACUGAGUUCGACUUCGGUUAAAAAUGGCGAGUCUUUCUUCGUGUUACAACACUCUUUUUCGUCCUUCUUUCUUCUUAUCAAGCUUCGACCUUGGAUCUCUACAUGGCGCGAAGUAACUUAUGUUGGGAGGGAAGUAACUUAAUUGAUGGAGCGAUCUAACUUUUGGUGGGAGCGUUCUUUCGAUGGUGCGAUCAAACCGUAAUUCGAGACAAAAUACACACUCUAGUUUUACAGGAAUUCAAACUGUGUCAAACUCUAAUCAGAGAAAUCAUGUUUGAUGCGUUUAAAACGCACAUUACUCUACACUUGAACUAAAUAAAAGACCAUAACGAUC